AUUAUCUUCAUUGGUCAUUUAUAUUAAAGUACAUUGAGAAAUGGUUACGUUAUGAGAUGGGUUCAGUUAAGCUCACAUACCAUGUAGAAAAUAAAUUGUAUUUAUGUUUAAGAGUGCUAGUACAGUGAGUGACACUGAGGUGGAAGUGCAGCCACUCUGGGAGUACCCUGGAGUCUCUCUGUCUGCCAGUCAUCAGCUGAUAAGCUUUGACCUCACUACUGUCGUUCCUCAGUCUGAAGUGGAGGUUCGGGGUACCAUCACCACCACAGUUUCAGGAACCUGUCAUGGAGUUGCCCUCUGGUUGGAUGUUCAUCUUGAUUCUCAUACAGUAGUCUCCACAGGACCUCAGUCAUCCCCCCAACCUGGUCAGGAGAGUUUCCUGGGACCCUUACUGCCGCCAAGGAGUGUACUUCUUCCUCCCACAGGUACCUGUCACUUCCCAGAGCCACUUAGGACUACAAAGCGGUCUUCAGUCCCACUACAGGCGAGAUCACUUUUAACUUUGCUAUUCAGAAAUAGCAUCCACAUUAUCCUUUUUGAAAUCCUGUUAUCCUACUGGCAGUUCUUGAUUAUAACCAAGAACAUGUUUUCAAGGCUACUGAGAAAACUUUUAAUAUAAAAAUUUGAACUGUGAGUACAAUUUACAUAAAAACAUUUAGGUGCAUCUGUCUAUCAUCAACUCCUGAAGAACGAGGGUGCUCUCUAAGAAAAUAUUUUCUCAUUGAAAAUUAAUUGUGAUUCAUAAGUGGAAAGGAUAAUAAAUAACAAGUUGUUAUAACAUAAACCA
Molecule: messenger RNA, 787 nt
Organism: Homalodisca vitripennis (glassy-winged sharpshooter)
Lineage: Eukaryota; Metazoa; Arthropoda; Insecta; Hemiptera; Cicadellidae
Product: protein arginine N-methyltransferase 7-like
Exons: 2
Coding region: 104-619 (171 amino acids)
Source: RefSeq, a predicted model, not a curated record